Molecule: messenger RNA, 699 nt
Organism: Nipponia nippon (crested ibis)
Lineage: Eukaryota; Metazoa; Chordata; Aves; Pelecaniformes; Threskiornithidae
Gene: CLRN1
Product: clarin 1
Biological process (GO): sensory perception of sound; equilibrioception
Source: RefSeq, a predicted model, not a curated record
AUGCCAGCCCAGCAGAAGAAAGUUAUCUUUUGCAUAGCUGGGGUGCUGAGCUUUGCUUGUGCGCUGGGGACCGCGGCAGCCGUCGGCACGCAGCUGUGGGUUAAGGGGACGAUACUCUGCAAGACAGGAGCCCUGCUCGUCAACGCCACCGGCCAGGAGCUGGAGAAGUUCAUUGGCGAAAUCCAGUAUGGGCUUUUCUAUGGCGAGCGUGUGAGACAGUGCGGGCUCGGGGGGAGACCUUUCCAGUUUUCAUUUUUUCCAGAUUUGCUCAAAAUUAUCCCUGCAAGUAUCCAUGUUAGUGUCAUUCUCUUCUGUACAGUACUGAUCAUCUUUGCUCUGGUGGGAGCAGGUUUCUUCAUGUUCAAUGCUUUUGGCAGCCCUUACGAAACUCUGCAUGGCCCCGUCGGGUUGUACCUCUGGAGCUUCAUCGCAUGUUCCUGUGGUUGCCUCAUCAUGAUUCUCUUCUCUUCAGAAGUGAAAAUCCAUCACCUUUCAGAGAAAAUUGCUAAUUUCAAAGAGGGAAGUUUUACAUUCAAGACUCACAGUGAACAGUUUGCAAAAUCAUUCUGGAUCAUCCUGGUUUGCUCCCUGGUGCACUUUCUGAACGCCGUGUUGAUAAGAUUCGCUGGAUUUGAAUUUCCCUUUUCAAAAUCAAAAGAUUCAGGGACAACCACUGGAGCAGCUGACCUGAUGUAUUAG